Molecule: messenger RNA, 6344 nt
Organism: Coregonus sp. 'balchen'
Lineage: Eukaryota; Metazoa; Chordata; Actinopteri; Salmoniformes; Salmonidae
Source: the annotation of a GenBank genome assembly
CUGGUCAUUUGGGGUGCUAAUGUGGGAGAUCUUCACCCUGGGGGGUUCUCCGUACCCCGGCAUCCCCGUAGAGGAGCUCUUCAAGCUGCUGAAAGAGGGCCAUCGCAUGGACAAGCCUGGCAACUGCACCAACGAGCUGUAUGAUUGUAUUUUUAUCUCACACACAUACGCAUGCACGCAGGCAGGCACACACACACACGCACACAAAUGUGCACACACACACACAUAAACAUAAACAUCAGAUCCAUGACCCUACACAGCUGGCCUGGGUCUGUAUCAAUGUCCUCAUUCACAAUGGGCCCUCUCCAGUCACACAGAAAACAGUGUCAUGGCCUGCACCGUGAAUGUAGGGCCUAAUAUUCUCACACUGUAAUGGAAACAGUGAAGCCCACAGUGGAGACAGACAGACAGACCUAGGAUAGGAUUGGCAUUGGCGUCCAUCAGCCUUGAACGUUAGAGAGUACAGAGAAAUAGAACCUGCAUAGCUCGGUGUUUGGAUUGUCUGGUUCAUACCUGGACACCUAGGCUCAGAGAAAUUAGUCUUAAUCAUCUCACCCACUUUGACAGUGUUUUAGAGAAGAGCAGCAGUCUGUUUAAUGGGUGACAAGGCAUGUACUUUGGAAAUAUAUAAUAUAAUACUUUUGUUAACCUCUCUCUCUCUCUCAGGUACAUGAUGAUGAAAGACUGUUGGCAUGCCAUUUCCUCCCAUCGGCCCACCUUCAAGCAGCUGGUGGAGGAUCUAGACCGCAUCCUCACCCUGGUCACCAAUGAGGUGAGGGCACAAACCAGAGUCACACCUGUUCACACUAGGGCUGUGGCGGUCAUGAAAUUCUGUCAGCCGGUGAUUGACAUACAAAUAAUUGCCGGUCUGACGGUAAUUGACCGUUAAUUAACAUAUACACGUUUAGCAUCUCCGGUUUCCACGCAUAGCCUACAAGCCACUGAUGUGGACCUUUGGAACAUCUACAUUUUUUAAAAAGUCUAAUAAAUCCAUUUAAUAUAGCCUACACUAUCACACACACACUUCAUCAGUCUCUCAUUCAGUCUGACAAGCAUUUGAUUUAGAAUGGUCCAUUAUCAUGCAGCUGUCGGAACAGGGGCAGGGUAAAAAAAAAUACCUGUCAUCCUAUGCACUUGAAUAGUGAAUGGAGGACGCUUUUCCCGCGGUUAAUUUUCCUACCUGCCAGGUAGGCUACUCCAGUUGUAAAGCGAAGCAAUGUGCUUAAUAUUAGAAAAGUUGAGAAAUAAAUAUAGUAGGCCUAGCCUAUAGAAACCUGAUGGGAUCAUCCUCUUUUUAAUAGAGGCCAUCAAAACUAUUUUCUCACGCAAUUGCUUAGCAUAGCAUAUAGAAAUGUUGCGCAACAUGGGCUUAUAGGAACACUUAUUUCAUUCCAUGCAUCAACCAGCUAUGAGGAGCUGGCUCUCACUGCGCAACAUGUGAUCCUAUUUUGCUCAAACUCUGAAUGCCAGAGCUCUCAUGAAGUGUUUGAUUUGAUUUUCUAAUGCAUUUGCAUUGAUGUCAGAGUGAUUAGUGGGACAAUAGAGUGCUGAGUACCGACCAUUAGCGACUGGCCGUUAGCAGGUUUGGUAGGCUACUAAUGACCAUCGGCGGCAUCAGAGAGCAGUUUUGGAGAAGUCUAGUUACCGUGACCGUCAAGUGGAAUUUGACUGCUGUCAUGACUCGUGACUGCCGGUGUGGCGGUAAUGCGGUCACCGUAACAGCCCUAGUUCACACUCACCUACAAUCUGAAGUCAGAGUAAGUGACUUACAGUGCCUUCGGAAAGUAUUCAGACCCCUUGACCUUUUCCAUAUUUUGUUACGUUACAGCCUUAUUCUAAAAUUGAUUAAAUAAAAACAAAUCCUCAGCAAUCUACACACAAUACCCCAUAAUGAUUAAGCAAAAACAGGUUUUUAGAAAUGUUUGCACAUUUAUAAAAAAUCUAAACCAGAAAUACCUUAUUUACAUAAGUAUUCAGACCCUUUGCUAUGAGACUCAAACUUGCAUGUCAGAGAAAAAAACAAGCCAUGAGGUCAAAGGAAUUCAAAUCAAAUUUUCUUUGUCACAUGCGCCGAAUACAACAGGUGUAGACCUUACAGUGAAAUGCUUACUUACAAGCCCUUAACCAACAAUGCAGUUUUAAGAACGAAUACCAAAAAAAAAUCACAAAAAAGACAAUAUAAAAUAAUAAGAAAUAAAAGUAACAAAUAAUUAAAGAGCAGCAGUAAAAAUAGCAAUAGCGAGGCUAUAUACAAGUUGUACCGGUACCGAGUCAAUGUGCAGGGGCACCAGUUAGUCGAGGUAAUUGAGGUAAUAUGUACAUGUAGGUAGAGUUAUUAAAGUGACUAUGCAUAGAUAAUAAACAGAGAGUAGCAGCAGCAUAAAAUAGGGGGUGGGGGCAAUGCAAAUAGUCUGGGUAGCCAUUUGAUUAGAUGUUCAGGAGUCUUAUGGCUUGGGGGUAGAAGCUGUUUAGAAGCCACUUGGACCUAGACUUGGCGCUCCGGUACCGCUUGCCAUGCGGUAACAGAGAGAACAGUCUAUGACUAGAGUGGCUGGAGUCUUUGGCAAUUUCUAGGGCCUUCCUCUGACACCGCCUGGUAUAGAGGUCCUGGAUGGCAGGAAGCUUGGCCCCAGUCAUGUACUGGGCCAUACGCACUACCCUCUGUAGUGCCUUGUGGUCAGAGGCCGAGCAGUUGCCAUACCAGGCAGUGAUGCAACCAGUCAGGAUGCUCUCGAUGGUGCAGCUGUAGAACCUUUUGAGGAUCUGAGGACCUAUGCCAAAUCUUUUCAGUCUUCUUAGGUGGAAUAGGUUUUGUCGUUCCCUCUUCACGACUGUCUUGGUGUGCUUGGACCAUGUUAGUUUGUUGGUGAUGUGGACACCAAAGAACUUGAAGCUCUCAACCUGCUGCACUACAGCCCCGUCGAUGAAAAUGGGGACGUGCUCGGUCCUCUACUUUUUCCUGUAGUCUACAAUCAUCUCCUUUAUCUUGAUCACGUUGAGGGAGAGGUUGUGUCCUGGCACCACACGGCCAGGUCUCUGACCUCCUCCCUAUAGGCUGUCUCGUCGUUGUCGGUGAUCAGGCCUACCACUGUUGUGUCGUCGGCAAACUUAAUGAUGGUGUUGGAGUCGUGCCUGGCCAUGCAGUCAUGAGUGAACAGGGAGUACAGGAGGGGACUGAGCACGCACCCCUAAGGGGCCCCCGUGUUGAGGAUCAGCGUGGCGGAUGUGUUGUUACCUACCGUUACCACUUGGGGGCGGCCCGUCAGGAAGUCCAGGAUCCAGUUUCAGAGGGAGGUGUUUAGUUCCAGGGUCCUUAGCUUAGUGAUGAGCUUUGAGGGCACUAUGGUGUUGAACGCUGAGCUGUAGUCAAUGAAUAGCAUUCUCACAUAGGUGUUCCCUUUGUCCAGGUGUGAAAGGGCAGUGUGGAGCGCAAUAGAGAUUGCAUCAUCUGUGGAUCUGUUGGGGCGGUAUGCAAAUUGGAGUGGGUCUAGGGUUUCUGGGAUAAUGUGAGCCAUGACCAGCCUUUCAAAACACUUCAUGGCUACAGACGUUAGUGCUACAGGGCAGUAGUCAUUUAGGCAGGUUACCUUAGUGUUAUUGGGCACAGGCACUAUGGUGGUCUGAUUGAAACAUGUUGGUAUUACAGACUCAGACAGGGAGAGGUUGAAAAUUGUCUUUAGAGCUCUGAGACAGGAUUGUGUCGAGGCACAGAUCUGCGGAAGGGUACCAAAGAAUUUCUGCAGCAUUGUAGGUCCCCAAGAACACAGUGGCUUCCAUCAUGGAAGAAGUUAGGAACCACCAAGACUCUUCCUAAAGCUGGCCACCCGGCCAAACUGAGCAAUCGGGGGAGAAGGGCCUUGGUCAGGGAGGUGACCAAGAACCCGAUGGUCACUCUGACAGAGCUCUAGAGUUCCUCUGUGGUGAUGGGAAACCUUCCAGAAGGACAACCAUCUCUGCAGCACUCCACCAAUCAGGCCUUUAUGGUAGAGUGGCCAGACGGAAGCCACUCCUCAGUAAAAGGCACAUGACAGCCCGCUUGGAGUUUGCCAAAAGGCACCUAAAGACUCUCAGACCAUGAGAAACAAGAUUCUCUGGUCUGAUGAAACUAAGAAUGAACUCUUUGACCUGAAUGCCAAGCGUCACGUCUGGAGGAAACCUGGCACCAUCCCUAAACUCCCCAAAUACAGGUGUGCCAAGCUUGUAGUGUCAUACCCAAGAAGACUCGAUGAUGUAAUCACUGCCAAAUGUUUUUCAACAAAGUACUGAGUAAAGGGUCUGAAUACUUAUGUAAAUGUGUUAUUUCAGUUUUUUAUUUUUAAUAAAUUAGCAAAAAUUCUAAAAACCAGUUUUUGCUUUGUCAUUAUGGGCUAUUAUGUGGAGAUUGAUGAGGGGGGAAAAAAACAAUUUAAUCAAUUUUAGAAUAAGGCUGUAAUGUAACAAAAUGUGGAAAAAGUCAAGGGGUCUGAAUACUUUCCAAUUUUGGGGUCAAUUCCCUUUAGUAGUAAACUGAAAUUCCAACCAAAAAUAAUUCCCAGUUGAUUAGCAUUGAGGAAAAAAUAGAAUUGGAAUUUCAGUUUACCUCCUGAAUUGACUGAAUUUAAAUGGCGACCCCAAGUCUGCUGACCUCGUAUCCGUGGAAGUGCUCGGUCACUGAGAAGUAUGACAUAAAAGCAUGUCUCGCUUCUCCAAAAGCUUGGAAAAAGGUAAACAUGAUACAGGCUCACGGACACUCCAAUUGGGGGCAAGCAAAGUUGACAAUAAUGUUCAAAAAGCAUUAGAAGGAACCUGCAUUGGCUGACACAUGACCUUUACAGUGACCAGAAAAUGGCAGGCCCCAGAGCUGUGGCCAUGGCCCACUGAUGUUGCCCAAUCAUAGAGAGCUACUCCAAGCUAUUCCUCGCCUCGGAAUAAUGGCUUGUGUUUCUUUCCGUUCUGCUCCUGUCAUGUGUGAUAUCCGUGCACAGGCCUGAGGAGAGGCUGUGGAUGGAAAUCUGUCAGGGCUCAUCUGGCCUCAGACUGGGACUCCAUAGAUAAUGCCAAAAGCCCCAACUUCAAGGUUUCAGAGUUUGAACUUUUGAAAUGUAAUAAAGCGCCCCUUUUUCCCUUCUCCAAACCACUGGCAUAUGUGGAGCUCUUUAGUAAUGUGAGCUGCCUUGUGUUGAGCUGAGAAAAUGGAAGCCAGCACUCCUUUUAAGAAGAACGCUCAAACCCCAAGAACGCUUCUAAGGAGAGAGGAGGGUGCAGGGAUAAAUAAAAAAGGAGAUUAAAAAAACGCUAAACACUGGUUCAAGUUGAAAAAGCCCCAAUAUUAAUACAAAAUAUAUUUGGGUGAGCACUGAAGGUUGCCAGACUAUGUUCAGCCACGUUCCAAUUUCAGAUGUCAGGUUUGUUUGGACUGUGCUGGGUAGUGACAUUAAGCGGAGCGGUAUGGAUGUAGCCCAGGGUUGGGUGCCCCUCUCUUUUAGUUUGAACAGUCUCUCUCUCUCUCCCUCUGGGUCCCCCCCCCCCCCCCCCUCUCGUUUGAACGCUCUCUCUCUGGUCUCUUUCUCUCUCUCCCUCUCUCUGGUCUCUCUCUCUCUCUGGUUUCUCUUUCUCUCUGGGCUCGCCACCCUCUACCUCUUUCUCUCCCCCCUUUCUCUCUGGUAUCUCUUUUUCUCUCUCUCACUGGUCCCCCCACCCUCGCUCUCUCUCUCCCUCCCUCCCUCCCUCUCUCUCUUGUUCUCUCUUGCUCUCUUGUUCUUUCUCUCUCUCUGUGUGCUCUCCCUUGCCCGCCCAGACACAUUGAACCACUUUAUACUGAGACUAACAGCAACCAGGUCAGCAUUGGUCUAUGUGAACCGUGCUGGAAAGUUCCCCUCGCUCCAGCACGCACCAUUUAUUAAGUAUUAUUCGUACAAAUAUUUUUAUACGGAUCCGAUUUAAGAUUAUUUUCUCUCUUGGCGCCGCCAACAUUUUUCAUAAAUCUGUCAAGCGUGAUUUAGGAAUAGUUUAUAGUUUACAUAAAUAAAUUAAUGAAGAUGAUACUCCAUAUGUCCAUCACUGUCCUCCUGAAAUGCCUGUCUCUAUUUUGGUAUUUUCCAUCUCUCUUGCUCUUUUCUCUUACUCUCUAUCUCUCCUCUCUAAACCUGUGAGUGUUAUAGUUGUCUCACCCCCUUCUUCCCUCUUACCCUGUCUAUGUUUAGGAGUAUCUGGACCUGUGUGCCCCAGCGGAGCAGUAUUCUCCCAGCUUCCAGGACACACGCAGUUCCUGUUCCUCCGGUGAUGACUCCGUGUUCUCCCAUGACCCCUUACCAGAGGAGCCCUGCCUCCCAAAGUACCAGCACAUCAAUGGGGGCGUCAAAACA